AUGCACCUCCAGUUUUACCUGGUCAACUCGUUGGACUUCGGCCGGCCCACUUCGUUCGUGAUGUGCUGGACCCGCGUCGUGAGCGCAUUCUUCGCUUCUGGUCUGAUGUCGACAUCGACCAGGUCGAGGAAAAUCAUAGCCAGCUGGUCGCCGCCUACAACAACGACCCCGUCCUGCGCCGCUCUCUUGACGAACACGACAAUAGCACCACUUUCGAUGACGCCCUGGGACGUCGCCCCUCGUCAAUGGCUGCGUCUGUGCGCGUUCUGCGGUGGACUAGCGACCAUCUACACUACCUCAGUCGAAUAUGACUUUUCGAUCCUCAAAUGGGAUGCUUCAAAGAUGCCAAUGAGCGCGAUAUUUUGCAGUAAAGAUUGUAAAGUCGGAGACUGUUAAUGAAAUAAUAGCGCAACC
This is a messenger RNA of Aphanomyces astaci, 414 nucleotides long. RefSeq lists its product as hypothetical. The record is from RefSeq and is a predicted model, not a curated record. Bases 1 to 396 code for a protein of 131 amino acids. NCBI's taxonomy places the organism in Eukaryota, Oomycota, Saprolegniomycetes, Saprolegniales, Verrucalvaceae. The transcript has a single exon.